AUGGGAGACAACUUACAAACGAUUGAUUUGUGCGGGGGCGACCAGCCCGAGGGGGAUUCCCCAAAAUCUGGAAGAACAAUCAAUGUGGCAACAGACGCAAAAAACACAGAAAAGAUACCAAUACCGAAACACAGUCGUCUGAAUAUGUUUGGAGAGGGAAGGAGAUGUAACUCCGUAUCCCUUCCAGAUAGUAAAAAAAGAAAAGCUAGUGACACUUCCUUAGACAACUCACUAAUAGACCCUUACAUUAAAAGAGAAUGCUCAGAAGCCUUUACACUAAACGAGGCAAUUGAAAGGAACAAGUUCCUAGUCAAAGCACUGGAAAAAAUGAUCGAGGAGUGCACUAACACACAUAAAAAAAUAAAAGAUAUCACUAAAAAGAUGAGUGUCAACAUUAAGGAUUUCGAGAGAGAAGUGGUGGUACAGUGGCUGGCCAGACACAAACACGAGCCCAUCGAGAAACUUACAUUCGAUACAGAAACACAGACGGUACCACAGAAAAGAAAUACAGUCGACAUGUCCACACAAACCGAACCCUGGCACGGAGGCCAACAAACGCUGAGAUCACUGGAGGGCAUCGACAGCUUAGAAAAAUACAGGCAAGUAGAAAAUAUGGCGUGGGAUAAAACACUUUUCAGCAAGACCGAGAUCACUGUUGGAAACCCAUUGACUACGGACAACCAAACCACCAAGGUUGUGCUAGUUGAACCGAACGACUUAGAAAUGAACACGAGUAUACAAAGGUUAUACAGAGAAAAAUUCCCAGAGCUGACGGAAAUAACAAAUGAUUUUGAAAUCAUUGAACAGAUCACAAAAGUCAAAUCCAGUAACAGUACAACAAAACUCAGUACCAAAAAAGUGAUAAAGGUAACACAUAACGGAACCACCCAGGACAUCUGGGAAAAACUGGUUAGAAUUAGAGAUGAAACCCUGGAAGACGAAAGAGUGGCGAUUCAUCAUGUGAAGAACAUGACUAAUGAAACCCUCCAAAAAAUGACAGAGGUGGUCUUUCGAUCUGGUAAUACCACAGUGUCCAUAUUCACCACGGCGAAUAACCGAAUUGUCGAGAGGGAAAGAACGACCUAUGGCAUGAUAGUAAGUGAGGGGAAUAAAUCCUACAAGGACGCCCUGGGGAAAGUUAAAUCACUGGUGGGAGCCAACCAGUCGGCCAAGGCCAUCAGAAGCCUGAAGAGUACCAAAGACGGUAAAUUGUUACUCACUAUUGACAAAGAUAAAGAUGCACUAAAUAACCUGCACCAGGCUCUAAACGAAGGCACAACGGGAUUAAGAACAAGAAGGCUAGGGAUGGACAAACAUAUAGCAAUCCAUGUUAGAGGAAUGGAGGCAGAUGUCACAGUUGAGGACAUCAAAACGGCGGUUACUGAAAAAACAGGAACCUGGGAACCGGAAAACAAGCUAAGCGAGCUACGCCCGCUCGGCAACGAUACACUGGCUGCAACGAUAACAGUCAAAUCAAACCAGGCUGAUAAAAUUCUCGAAGAAGGCUCCAUAAGGGUUGGGCUAGUCAAAUGCAGGGUGGAAAAGAGACUGAACGUCAGAAGAUGUCAGAGAUACUGGUCGUACGACCAUUACUCUGACGCAUGCAACGGCCCCGAUAGAUCCAAAAAUUGCUUUAAGUGCGGACAGACAGACCAUAGUUCAAAGGAGUGUAAAAAUGAAGAGGCAUGUCUAUUAUGCAGUACGUCAGGACACAAAAUGGGCACCAUGAAAUGUCCAAAAUUUAAGUUUGCUUUAAAAAAUGCAAGGCUCGAAGAAAAAAACAAGAACUCCAUGGCACCGACGACCGAAAAAACCGCCGAAAACAAAAUAAUACAAGACGAGAAGCCAAAUAACCUGCAAGACUCCUUUAGCGUUCACACAGCCCUUCACUUGAGAGGAAUGGAAGCGGAUACCACUAUAGAGGACAUCAAGCAAUCAAUUAUAGACAUCACGGGCAAAUGGGAGGAAGACAACAAAGUAAGCGAACUUCGCCCACUUAAUAACGACACCCUAGCAGCAACCCUCACCCUAAAAUCAAAAGACGCUGACAAAAUUCUGGAACAUGGCUCCAUACGUGUGGGACUAGUCAAAUGCAGGGUAGAAAAAAGGCUGAACAUCAGAAGAUGCCAGAAGUGCUGGUCGUACGACCACUACUCCGACACUUGUAAUGGCCCAGAUCGUUCCAAAGACUGCUUCAAAUGCGGCAAGAGCGACCACAGCUCGAAAGACUGCAACAACUAG
Messenger RNA from Psylliodes chrysocephalus, 2241 nucleotides. The record is from the annotation of a GenBank genome assembly. NCBI's taxonomy places the organism in Eukaryota, Metazoa, Arthropoda, Insecta, Coleoptera, Chrysomelidae.